AUGCUUCAAAGAGCGCCUGAGGAUCAUGACUCGGGCUUGCGAGCUAUUUACGGCAACGAGAUGCGGAAAGUAGGAGCUUCAAGAGAUGUUGCUGGCUCCACGCAGCACAACAAACCGCGGUCAUCCGCACCUCCAACGCGAGCGCCCGUCGCACGGCGCACCCGACAGGCCAGCAAUCCAGCGCAUAGUCGCACAAGGGAUACGCCUGCGAUCUUAGCUGCCCAAGGACUCCGUCGAUGCGAUCAGGUCCCUAUUUCGGAAGCCUGGGCUGUGUUCGGACACAGAAACGUGGGUACCCUCCCGCGCGAUCGAAGUGCGUCUGUGACAUUCCAGGCUGGGUGUGAGCGCGAUGCUCGACCAGACGGCUUCGUCGGUCUCUUGCAUCGAUCGACCGAGGGGUCAACGCCAGCUGGCGUGCGCGCCGGACAAUGCCCGGUGUUAGCGCCUUCAGCACCGCGCCCUGUCGCAAUGACGGCGCCAUCUCAAGUACGAGCCCUCCCAGUCAAUCUAACGGCAGCGGGCGGUUGUUCUUCAUUAAACUCGACGUCUUUGCCAAUUCCUCCUUCACGGCCCUGUCAAUUCUCAACAGCGCCUCCAACAAGGGGCAGGCGUCCACACGAUAUGCCACGCAUGAUUAAUUUGUCUGCGCUGGCUACUCCGUUCGUCGCCGCCGAAGAGUCUGCCAAGAUGAUCACGGCAGUGAGCUCUCCUCCCAGUAGCCAAGCGAGGGGAACGAGCUCGACGAUGGCUGUCGCUCCAUCGAGGGUGGCGUAUGCUCUGCCUAGGCGUCCAAUGCUACGUACAGAAUCUAGUCAAAUUGGAUCAGAGACCUCUGUCUCAUCCUACGCUUCCAACACGUCUUGGAUCUCCCACGGCACCGACGUGUCCUUGCGACCAGGCGAGAUUCUACCAACCGCGCCGUUGCACCUCCGCACGCAGGAGCUCUGCGCCGUGCGACAGAGCCGUCGUGUCUCUGCGACAUCUUUCGCGUCCUCAGCAUCGCUCCAUGACAGACACCAGCAGGUGAAGAGAGCCUUAAGACCACUGAAGGACUCACCAUGCUCUGCUACCUCCUUCGCAGACCAGCGGUACGGUAGCCCCAUCGUACCUUGGUCGGAACAUUGUGGCUCUUCUCUGCCGACUCUGCUAGAGCCACCGUCAUCCAAGCGCGCCUGCCGCUUGCACUUGAGCCACCAACCUUGGCGAAGCUUUUCAGCGAACCUUCCAGACCUUCACAAAGGGACAUUUGUCGGCUCGCGUGCCACUGUAGGACCCGCAACGGGAAAGCACGCCCGUGUCCACUCUGCACAUUCGUUAUCCUUCUCCGAGCUACGGUUGCCGUCCAUCCACAUACCAGAGAGGUUGCGGCAUUUUUCGCCUGGUAGUCUACGCAGCUGGAAGGAUUCUUACCAGGGCUUUAAAGCUAGUUCCGGUAAGCAGUGUGCUCUUGAAGAAGUUCUGGGGGCGCCUAGCUCUGGCGACGAAGGUCCGUACGCGAUCUGCAAAGCUGUUGCCGAAGACGCGGCCAGCAGCCGGAAGAGCUCUGCGUCUAGCUUACAAGAGCGCUCCGUCAAUUCGAGUCGAUGCCACGACUUGCAGUCUUUCAGCAAACAACAUCCGCGAAGUUACGCUGCUGUUGCCGCUCGAUCAGGGCCGAAAAUGGCGCGUUCAGACGGACCACGUCGCGGUUUGCUCUCGCUUCGUCGCUCCCAAGAGGCCACGAAUACGCGCCCUCUGUCACCACAGCAGACGGGUCCAGCUAGACUUCAGAGGCAGGAGCAGCCCAGCCAAGCUGUGCUCAAUCAUCAUGCGAGGGUCAAUGCUGCAACUUACCCAUCGGAGCCGCCCACGUUGCCUCCUAUCUUGCCACCAGUGCGCAUCACUGGAGAACCCUUACUCAAUCUGAAUUCAUGGGGCAAUCUGGACUUUGGCACAACGGACUCAAAGCGUGCCUCGCGAUCAGCAAGAUCGAUCAAGUCUAAUCGCUAUUCGAGGAUUUCAAAUCGCAGCGAGCUGCCACCGUUCCUGCGUCCUGGCGGUGACUCGCAUCUACCGUCGUCCUCGGGUCAACGCGCACGUGACCCGCAUCAGCUCCGAGCCUCACCUAUCAGACGUGACGCUUUCCAGCGACUGCCUGAUACCAAAUCUGAGUCACGUCCAACAACCGCUCCUCACCCCAUACGUGAGCAGAGCCACGCGCAGAAUGUGUCUCAGCCCAGACGCGAGCCCGGGCACCAGCAGAGCGCUUCUCAGGGUCGUGCCUUGCCUCGCCGAGGUUCUCAACGCGUCACGCCUUUGCAUCACCAAAGAGCUGUCUUCACAAGGAAAGCAAGCACGGUCCCGGUGGACGUGACACCUGCGUCGCUACCAAUACCUCUUCCGGUGGCGGAUGAGACACCUGACCACUUGGGACCCCAGGUGCGCAUCAACACCACCUCGCUUGGCACGAUAAUCUAUACUGGUAAUGCGCCACAAGAUGCUCGGUCAUUGAACGGGGGCGCUUCAGACACUUUGCCGUUUUCCCAACGAGCUCCAGCUGCUCCAGCACCAACGCAGGAGGCAAGCCAAGACGCAGCUUCACAUUGCGGUCGGCGCAAUGUCGUUGACCCGACGACAAAGUCAUCGGCAGCCUAUAGCACGAGGAGCGACCAGGCGGUCGCCCCUCAAUCUCGUCAAAGGGCAGGGUCGAAUGCUUCGCGGAGUACAAAAGUGAAUGUUCCGGUACGCGCCCCUCAGCAAUAUCUACACGACACACGUGAAGUUCAUAGGCCACCGGAACUCAGAACAAUGCUACCUCAAAGUCGAUCCCGAGCAGACUCGGCCGCGACGCGGAGCGCCAAUGUGUGCCCUCCUGCACCUUCCGCUAGGCAAUAUGUGCGAGACGUGCGUGGUCCUCUUUUCACGUUGGAUGCCACGACGAUGAUACCACGCUCUCGACCACGAGCAGAAUCUACGGCAUCACGCAUUGCCAAUGUGUGCCCUGCCGCACGCUCCGCCAAGAAUUCCCUGCCUGACACGCACGCAACAGCAAUACCGCAUCGGCAAGCAAGCACGUCGGGCAUCUCAGCAUCCGCACGCAUGUUUGCGCCGCCCAGCACGAGCCAGCUGCGGGCUCGCCCUCAGGCGCAAUUGGGAGAUUCGCAGCGUGAAGGCAGCAGCGUGCUUGCCAACCCCAAUUCAGGACAGAACGAUGUGCGCACGCCUCGGCCACCACAAGCACUCAAUCCACACGAAGUGACAUCGCAAGUAUCAUCGAGCGAGGAUGAGCUGGGCCAUGGAGUUCAAAGAAGCCGCCAGCAGCGAGCGCAAGUGGCUUGUUCGCCUCGAACAGACGAUGAGGCAAGCAAGCUUUGGAAGCAUUUGGAGCAGCGUUUGGGUGUCAACUUAUCGUGCGCCCAAGGAGAAGGGCAUGACGGCUCUGAUCGUGCUGCUGCAAAAUGCGGACCUGCUCCAAAAGCGGAUAUCGACGAUGCCGUGUCUGCAGUACAGACGGCAUGGCAAAAGACGGUCAAGAUGGAUGCUCAGUCUUCACAAGCUACCAGAGCUUCCGAAGCAGGCACCGAGUCUAGCGUCAGAUCCACGCACAGCAGGCGCGCGCCGGUCGGAUGGAUCUCUGAAAGGGGAAGUCAGGACAGCACCCUUUCUGGGUCUCGCAUCCCUGUGCCCAUUAGCCAGAAGAGGGCAAGCGUGACGUCUUGUGCAGGCGGCACCUCGCGCAUUCCUAGACCGCCACUCAAAGCUCGGCCAGUGAAUGCGCGUAACCGGGAUUUGUCUGUGCUGCCAACAUCGAUCCAAUCCAGAGUGGCUCCACCAAACGCGCGGGCGAGAGGCGAGUUUGGAGUGGGAAGGCCGCGCGCAGACACAGAAACGAGCGUCUCCCUCUCUGCCACCUCUGGCAUCUCCUCGGAUAGCGAGUCAUCUCAAGAAGGUGCAAAGACUCCGAAAGACUUGCGAGCUGCAAGUCCAGUGGCAAACAAGCAGCCGACGUGCAGCUCUUCUCCAGUCGCCAUGACGCUCCUCGCUUUGCGAAGCAACACCAUUCGACGCUCCGUCAGACAGGCCAUCGACGACAGAGAUUUCGGCAUGGAAGACGAAAAUAUUGACUACAUUGGAGUGGCCCCGCGCCUUACGGCCCAAAGGUACGCGGAAAAUAACGCUGCGCUCGCCGAGCUUGGCUGCUCUUGA
This is a messenger RNA of Ceraceosorus guamensis, 4185 nucleotides long. RefSeq lists its product as hypothetical. The record is from RefSeq and is a predicted model, not a curated record. NCBI's taxonomy places the organism in Eukaryota, Fungi, Basidiomycota, Exobasidiomycetes, Ceraceosorales, Ceraceosoraceae. Bases 1 to 4185 code for a protein of 1394 amino acids. The transcript has a single exon.